Labeo rohita (rohu) is the source of this 3232-nucleotide messenger RNA. RefSeq lists its product as uncharacterized. NCBI's taxonomy places the organism in Eukaryota, Metazoa, Chordata, Actinopteri, Cypriniformes, Cyprinidae. The transcript is spliced from 2 exons. The coding region runs from base 264 to 1667 and encodes 467 amino acids. The record is from RefSeq and is a predicted model, not a curated record.
UAUGUGUUGCACAACCCAGCUCAUCCAACACAUCAGCACAUUAUAUUAAACACAUUGGAGCGACAUUUCUCAACUGCAUUCAGUUCUACCAGCAAGACCAUGAAUAUAUAAACUAGCCAUAAAAGAGCAAAAGAAGAAAAUGGAAACUUAUGAUGGCAUACGACACGCUUUGUAAACUCGCGCUGGAUAUUUCGGUGAAAUGCGUCUGUUUCAGCCAGUCAUACUGAAAAGCUUAACGGAUGUUGAACACUGUUUCUUAGUGAAUGCUUCUCAGUUCUGUCGGAAUGUUUUCAAGAGGGAAAAGUGAUGACCGACUAGAGAGUGGAUCAGAAGCAAAGCGUUUGAAGAAUAAUUGUGCAUUGAAGUUAUUUUAUAUUUCUUGCUUUUUAUUAAUUAUUUUCUUUAUUAUCUUCAUUUACAUCCAAGAUUCCUUUAAAGCUUUAUUCCAAAAACCACACAUCUACCACAAACCCAUCAGUCCUCUGCCUCCAAAGGCAUGUGAUGUUCAAGUGAAGGACAGGCCUGUGAUUAAAGUCAACAACCUUAACACAUACAUGAUUGGCUCUUACAUGGAGCAUCGUUUCGAAAAGAAACAGAUAAAGAUGAUUGCCAUUGUUCACCGAUAUGAGCAUGUGACAUCCAGUUGUGUGAUGUGCUGCAAUGGGAGGAACGUGACGUCACCAGCUGAAUUCUCAAUUCAUACCGACCACUUUAACUUUGAAUAUGGCACUGCUAGCAUCACAUGCCCACUCAGUAGCACAUGUUUGUCACCGACGCAUGUUGCAAUAGCAGCCAGAGCCAACUUGGGGAGCAUAACAUCUUUUCAACCUAUUAGAAACAUAAACAUUCCAACAACCUACCCGUAUGAGUUUACGAUCUGCAUCUCUGUCAUGUACGACUACAAGAGUGUGCUGAAUUUAGUCCAGUCCAUGGAGAUGUUCAGACUGCUUGGUGCUCAGAGGGUGGUGAUAUAUAAAACCAACUGUGAUUCGGACACACAGAAGGUUCUGGACUACUAUGAGAAAAGCGGUUUCGUGGAGGUCAUCCCGUGGACGAUUACAAAGCACAUCAGCGUGUCCCACGGCUGGAAGAUAAAUGAGUCACCAGGUCAGCUGCACUAUUAUGGGCAAAUCCCUGCGCUUAAUGACUGUGUGUACCGUUACAUGUACCAAAGUCGCUAUCUGGCUCUACAUGACAUGGAUGAACUCAUUCUGCCUUUCAAAGUGAAAACCUGGAGGGAGUUGUUGCCUGAGCUUGAGAAUAGGUACGGUUCCCAUGUGGGCUUUGAGUUUGAGAAUAAUGUGUUCCCAUUUAAUGCAAAGGCUCAUAAGGAUUAUGAGCAAGACAAAUGGAAAAACGUACAGGGAACGAAUAUUUUAAAUUAUAUCGAUCGACUACCCAACCCCCCCAAAGUUUUCAACAACUUCAAGAUUAUAGUAAACCCUCGGCUAGUUUUGAAGACUACUGUCCAUGGCCUGCUGGCCACUGUGAACGGGGCCUUCACGGUCAGGGUGAACAAUUCAGUCGCUCGCAUGUACCACUUUAAAGACUUUUCUUACACACCAAACACAGUGCCCAUAAGAGAUGAUCAUCUCUGGGACUAUGUCAAUGAUCUUAUACCAGCUGUUUCUGAAGUUCUACAGGCCUGUGGACUGAUUAAGGCCUAGAAAGUAAAACUUCAGAGCGUUUUUAUGCUCAAAUGAUUGUAAAGAAGGACUGUGUGUCACUGGUCUCAGGUCAAUAAAAAACAGGGUGUUUAUAAUUAUGAUAAUCAUUGCUGGGGAAAGUUACUUUUGAAAGUAAUGCAUUACAGUAUUGCGUUACUCCAUUUAAAAAAAAUACUUAUUUUAUUACUUUUGUGUUACUUUUUGUCAUCUGGGCUUGGCUUGGCUUGCUUAUUCAGAAACUCUUAUAUUUGGUUGUAAAUUUAAAAGUAAUGUGUUACUUUACUAGUUACAUUAAAAAAGUUAUCUGAUAAUGUGACUCGCGUUACUUGUAAUGCAUUACCCCCAACACAGAUGAUAGCGCAUUAAAGCAACAUCAUAGCAAAUACAUAAUGUUUAAGAAAUACCAGUUUGGAUAUCAAGCGACAUAGCAAGCUAUUUUGCACUAAUUAAACUAAAAUUACUGUAAGUAGACGACACUGAAAGCCACGCACGUUAAGUUCACAAAUGGUGCCGCCUGCUAUUGCCUUAAUACAGAGAUGGUCUUAUUAUUUGGGGGACACGAGAGUCUGUAGUACCUACCACUAAAUCAACUUGGAUCAUGUGUGCCUUAAUAACAAAUCACAUUACAGCUUUGACAUCAUUGAAUUUCAGCCAGAGUUGUGUGACAGUCAACUGCCGUUUACAGAUACCAUAGGAAUGGAAGAGGAGUGUAAAAACAGAACAGAAUCCUACCUGUUGCAAAAAAAGUCUGUGACUUCUCUUAUAUUAUUUUUGUGAUGUAAACUCUAAAAAUAGUUUGAUCCAAAACUAUUGUUUACUGUAACAUAUGUUGAAGAUUAGGCGACAAAAGCUGUUUAUUCAGCAUAACAAAGCCUCUUUGUCACUGACAACCACAAACGGCCUCUGGUCUUCUUCCCUCCAUACCACCAAUGCAACAGUAUUAGCAUCAGUAUGGGAAGCCAAACACAUCAAACGUGGGACAAAACAGUGCAGUAUUAAAGAGUUUGUGCCACACUGUCCAUUCAGUGGUACUCGCAAACACAUUCUACUUGCACUAUUGAGUCGGUCAUGCCACUCUGUCCAUUGAGCCUCACCUAUGACAGGUCAGUGUGGCAUAAACGCUUUAAUACCACUUUGUUUCAUCCCAUUUUUAGUGUGUCUGGCUUACCGUUAGGGAUGAACCUAACGAUUAUUUUGGUAAUCGAGUAAUCUGUCGAUUAUUCUGACGAUUAUUUGAGUAAUCAGAUAAUUAUAAUACAUUUUUUUGUAGUAAUAAAACUAGACCUAAGUGAAAGGCCAACAGCCUGAUGGUUAUUUUUACACUUUACUGCGCAAUCUAAUAUGUUUCAUGUUAACUCAACAACAAUCUUUGUUUUAUAAAUUUAAAUUUGUUCCCAGUAGCAUGUUUAGGCACAUUGCAACCCACGCAAACAUUGUCUAUGGUAUUGAUCAAAAUAGAGUAAAUCACCUUUUGAAUGUGAAUUCACGCUUCAAAUAAAGAUUGUAUCAAUUACAACGUAACGCUAGCAUGUGACGACAUGUGAAAAAAAAAAAAAGGUCAAAAA